AUGACUGUGAACAGCUCCGAACGACUGUGCGGAGGUCUAAAUGCAAAGUCGGCACCUGACAAAUGGCUGAGAUCGCCGAACGGAUCGGGAUCGGGACGCAUGACAGUUCCAGAAAGACAGGCACUUGGUGCGGGAGAUGUGCUGGACAAAUUUCGAUGCAAGCUUUCUCAGAUCAAUCUGAAAACUACCAUCCAUCAUAGCGGCCUUGAGUCUCUUACUUGCAAUUGCCAACCGGCUAAUCCCAAUCAAUGCACUUGCCAUGGUCAACACUUGCUAACAAAGUUCGGCAGUGCUAGCCUUGAAUCGCUUUUGCUUCAUGAGGGAUGGCUGGUCACCAAGGGAAGGCUGGUCCCCGAAGUGGAUGGUACAAUGGGCAGUGUGGGCAAGUCAUGGGUUGUCGCCGGGGGAAGAUCAUCAAAUAGAGUAGUGGGGGUUGAUAUGUCCUUUGUCGAGCCCAUGCUCGGGGCGCUGGGGGAUGAGGAGAUAUUAACCUUUGGCUCCGAGAUUCCAGCAGCGCUUAUAGGCAAUAGUAAGCUCUUCAAGUCCAUCGCCAAUGUUGCCUGA
Messenger RNA from Heterobasidion irregulare TC 32-1, 564 nucleotides. RefSeq lists its product as uncharacterized. The record is from RefSeq and is a predicted model, not a curated record. The transcript has 7 exons. NCBI's taxonomy places the organism in Eukaryota, Fungi, Basidiomycota, Agaricomycetes, Russulales, Bondarzewiaceae. Bases 1 to 564 code for a protein of 187 amino acids.